GUGAGCGUGUACAGACUGGUCACCAAAGGCAGUGUAGAGGAAGACAUCGUAGAGAGAGCCAAGCGCAAAAUGGUGCUCGACCAUCUGGUCAUUCAGCGAAUGGACACAACAGGUCGGACGGUGCUUGAUCGCGGCCAUGUUCCUUCAAGUAAUACUACUCCAUUCAAAAAGGAGGAAUUGAGUGCCAUUCUCAAAUUUGGUGCUGAGGAAUUGUUCAAAGAGUGUGACAGUGAUGACGAAGAACCACAAGUUGACAUUGACGAGAUCCUGCAGCGUGCAGAAACUAGGGAGGUUGAACCAACGACCGUGGGAGAUGAUCUCCUGUCACAGUUCAAGGUCGUCAGCUUCGACAACCUGGAGGAAGAAGAAAUAGAACGCAUUGGAGAAAGUAAUAAUGAUGAUCCUGGUAUGUGACUUAUGUUUGUAAACCACCUAACCACAGCCUUUUAGUGCUGUUUGUUUAUAUU
Mizuhopecten yessoensis (Yesso scallop) is the source of this 467-nucleotide messenger RNA. RefSeq names its product chromodomain-helicase-DNA-binding protein 1-like. The record is from RefSeq and is a predicted model, not a curated record. Gene Ontology annotation, molecular function: chromatin binding; ATP hydrolysis activity; histone binding. Gene Ontology annotation, biological process: regulation of transcription by RNA polymerase II; nucleosome organization. Gene Ontology annotation, cellular component: chromatin; nucleus. NCBI's taxonomy places the organism in Eukaryota, Metazoa, Mollusca, Bivalvia, Pectinida, Pectinidae. The annotation marks the transcript as partial. The transcript has 3 exons.